Molecule: messenger RNA, 10207 nt
Organism: Haliotis rufescens (red abalone)
Lineage: Eukaryota; Metazoa; Mollusca; Gastropoda; Lepetellida; Haliotidae
Exons: 15
Coding region: 179-2398 (739 amino acids)
Source: RefSeq, a predicted model, not a curated record
CGUUACUUCCCUGCAGCGUCUAAAGGGACUCGCAAAUACAGACGUUAUAAAGAAAACAUUCAAGCUAUGUUGCGAGUUUGUCAUAAACAUUUCAAAGUUCUCCAGGAAUAUAUAUGUGGGAAACGAAUGAGUAGUCUGUCCGAAUACGUCAAAUGUAAGUCCUACAUAACGUUUGAACAUGUGCACUUAUAAUUUCCAGGUAGCUGGGAUGGAGACCGAAACUGACAUUGUGCCUGAUGUCGAGUCUUACAGUCCAGGGGACACUGUGUGGGCCAAGAUUCCCAACUGUCCUUGGUGGCCAGCGGAGGUGAUUGAAGAAGAUAACUGCCCUUUCCCUCUUCCAGAAUUUCGGAAAAAGAAAACUGUGAUAGCGGUCAUCAAGUUCCUCGAUGAGGAUUGCUUUUACUGCAUCAAUUCUGUGGACCAUAUCAAGCCCUUGCUAUGCCCACGCUAUGAGGAAUAUAUACUUAAAGGAGAGAAAGAAAAGAGAGAGAGUCUAAGGGUAAAGUUUGGUCCAGCAGUGAGGUUGGGCCUUCAAAGGGUGGGGGUUGUCUCCCCUACCCAGGGGGAGACAACUAGAAGUGACCAGUGCCAGAUGCUCUCACAUCAUACAGAAAAUAGGCAGGAGACUGACAACACUGAACACAACCUGUGUACACAACAGGAGCAUGUAGAUGUCAAGUGCCCAGAGACAGAACACAGUGAUCCUGAGAACAAUAACACAGAACCGGAAGAGCACCAGACCAUUGGUGCAGAUGAGCAGUGCAGGGAGACAGAGCCCACAGAACUUCCGAGAGGGUCCCGAGUGAGACGGCAGGUUCAGAAGUUUGUCGCACGACAUCCUGAUCCUCUUCCUAGAGUCAAGAAGGGACAAAAAAGACGUACCGUGUCCACAGGCUCUGUGCCAUCAAGUCGACGGAAAAUUCGAAAUUGUAGCAUUGAUGCAAACUCACCAACUAUACCAUAUCCUUCGCAAAGAAUUGUUGCUAUUGAAACUGCGAAGUCAAGUCUUGUGGCUCGGCUAGAUGUACAAAACUCCCUGGGUGUGGCAGUAAAAAGAUCUCUUGAAAGUGAGUAUUCAUCUACAGCUUCAGUGAACAGCACUCCUGACCAGUCAGUCUCAGGCUGGUCAGUGGGGACUCAGUGUAACCUGUCAGAGAGGCUGCUGGUGCCAGACACAAUGACCCCAGCUGGACAUGGGACUGGGGAUGAGAUGGAGGAUGAGGAAAAUGGCAGUCAAGAUGACAACAGGGCUUUCGUGUUCCCUCGCAACAGUUCAAGUGUGUCUACAUAUGACUCCAAUCUUGACACCGAAUCCUCAGAAUCAGAUGAUGAGCUUCCUGAGGGAUUGUCCCCAUCAAUUGUUGACACAUCGUCCCUACCCACAGUGAGAGACGUGGUGUGGGUCAAGUACAGGCAGUGCCCCUUCUGGCCGGCAGUGGUGAGAAGGAUCCAGGACAGUAAAGGGAAGAAAGGUCCAAAGAAAAUCCAGGUCCAGUUUCUCGGGAACACGGGUCACUUCCGAGAAAAUUUCUAUGUGACAUAUAGGAGGGACCGUGUGUUCCCACUGGACCAUGUAAAAAGGAAGGAAUUUGAGGAUGCUGGACAGACCAGCGCAGACUUUGACCAGCGGAAGCGGUUCAUGUCCAGCCUUCAGGAAGUGGAGACGUACCUCAACAGGAAGGCCCUGGGUCUUCUGCCGCCCAACAAAGAAGGCAGCUUUUUUGAUGAAGACUAUAAUAGUGACACCAGCGAUAGCAUUACGGAGGGAGAAUCUAGUCAGUCACAGUCCAAUGUUCCAGUAAAUGGUCCUGAGGAAGGCAGCAAGCUGGCCACUCCCCCAGUUCAAGUUGUGAAGAAGAGCAUGGGGAGACAAGCUCAUGGCUUACAAGUGCUUAGUGUCAUGAAGGAAAGAAGAAAGAAAAAGAAUAAAGUCCUUUUAGACUUCAUAAUAUCUGAAGAAAUGAAGGAAUACUUACUUGGUAUCUACAGUGGGACGAAGAAGAGUGAACGUCAUACAAAGUACCGUUCAUCAGUUCGGGAGCGAGACAAACUCCGUCACUCUGGGUUUGGUCCAAUCGCAGAUGAAGAGCAGCAAGAUGAAAUUACCUACAAAUUUGUGGAAUGGUACAAGGACCAUGCCUGUCCCUCAGCAGACAUUGACUACAUACUGGAUGUAUGGAUACCCGAAGCUGUCGUGUACAGUAUGAUAAAGCGACGUAGUUAUGGGAGGUCCAGAGCAUGGGAGGCAUUCAACAAAGGAUGUCGACUCUUCAAGAUGGAGCAGCGACAAAUUCACCAGCAUCUUAUCGAAACCGCCCGCAACAUCUCCCCCGCAGAUGCCCGCCUGUACAACGAGCGUCUGCAGGAGCGCAUUCAACUCACUAUGUCCACAUGAACUCAUGUUAGGCCUUAUCAAUUGGUUUACAGAUUUUCUUCCUCAAAACCCCAGUUCAGUGAUCAAUUUAAAAAUAAUUAUAGUUGCUUUAAUUUUUUUUUGGUAAAAGAAGGUAGGGUCAGGAAAUUUAGAAAUAUAGUACAGCUUUGUUUUCUCAAGUUUUUCAUGUGGCAUUUUCAUGGAAUGUAACAGGAAUGUUAAGAUCAUUUUAUGGUUUUCCGAUAGGAUUAAAGCCACACACUGUUUGGAGUACUGGUGAGGCUAGCUGUAGUGCUUGUCAUGGCUUCAUCUCAAGCCAUUUGUAGGUUAUUGAUCAUGUAUCACUUGUCCUGGCAGGCAGGAAAUAAUUUGUGAUCAAUUAUCUCCAGAAGUAUGAUUAUCAGCGGUUAUGACCCCCCUAAACUGGAAUGAUGUUUUUUUUCACAUCCAUGUUUUAAGGGGCAGUGGAUCUGUAAGCCAAGUAAUAAAAGCUAAAUUGCAAUAGUUUCGUCCUGAUCCUCGUACCAUGCAGAGACUGUAUGCCCAUCAUCUAGUGAGACCCUGACCAUCCAGAAAGUUCAAAUAAUAUCCAGAUAAACACAGGUUAGCGCAAUCUUGUUAGUCAGUUCUUUUACCUGUCUGUGUCAUGAUCUGAGAGCGCCUCCAUAGAAGGUCACGUUCAUGAACCCUCAGGAAACUUGGGACUGACCAAUCAAGAUGAAGGAGGCAUGGGUUCUUGAUCCAAUCAGAUGUCAGCUUUCUAAACCUAUUCAGCUUCAAUUCUUUACUGCCUCAAUUCAGAAAUUUUGAUCACUUGCAAAGGAAACCGCUAGUGAACACAAAUAUAGCCUCUUUAGGACACCCCUUCAGGUUUUGAUGUCAUGGCGCUCACAAAGAGUGAUGCAUGACACAUCCACCAUCAUAUCAUUGCCCUGCAUUGAUUUUUGUCACAUUUAGAUUUCCUUGAUUAUAUUUGUUUUCGAGAAAUAGAAAUCAGACAUGCUUUUCUGAACGCUCACUUGUGCCAAGCAUUUAGAGGCCUUGACACUGAUUGGUUGAUUAAUAAGUUCACCUGACACAGCCUCCUCAGGUUCCUCAGAUCAGAUGCAGAUUAAUAGCACCUCUUAGGGUCAAAAGUACCAAUCUGAUUUCCCAGGACCUUUUUGUAAUAUUGUGAUAUGUUAACAGUAAUAGUCCAGGAAUGUACAGAUGCCGUAGUAUAGACAGUGGGGGUACGGUGACACUUGCACAAAAUUAUAUCAUGAUGUGGCAAGACAUUAACCUUCACAAAAAAAAUUAUGUUUGUACCUCCUGAUGCGGAAGUCUGGCAUCAAUCGGUACGGCACCACAUAAUUUAUCAAGAUGCCAUGCUAAAUCAAAUUGUAAUGAAAGUAUUCUCCAUCACUAUUACUCAUACUCAUAAUAUUCUUUUGAACAUAUUUAUAUUCAACAUUUUUGUUUAGUUCUUCAUUCAUUUUACUAGGAGUCCGGACUGAAUACCCUUAUCUUCUUCACUAUAAAGAAACAUUUGAUAUUUGGAUGUCUUGACAUUCGUGAUAAAAUAUAUACCUUGUGUUAAUUCUUUCCAUUUGAAAGUUUUGUCUUGGGAAGUAAAUGCUUUGGCGUUCUUGUUUUCAAAUUCUUCUUUUGUUAGCCUGUAAUUUUUUUUUGUUAUACACUUAUGUGAACAUCUAUCUAGAUGUAAUAUUCUGUGUACAUGUAUUAUAUGAACAUCAAUGAUAACUAUAAUGGAUUAAAUGUACUAUUUUCCACAAGGAUAUUGGAAGGGUAAUGGUGCAAUACAAAAACUAGCUGCAGCGGCUAAAGAUGUUGCCAAGAAAGAAACAAUAUGACAAAGGAAAGCAUUAAAUCAUGACAGUAUUCGUGUACUAGCUGAGCAAAGUUAAAUAGCAUUGGGGAUCAUAUCUAAAUGGCAUUAGCUGAUGGUAAGAUAUCAGAAGGAGAGUUCCACUUAGUAUUGUCAGAACUCACUACAUGCAAUGCAGUGAAACAUGUUAUAUUCGAUCAAAUUCUCGUAAGACAAGGGAAGAUGGGAGACAGCAAGCGUACCAAGUAUUCGAAAUCAAACCCAAAGGACUGGUAGGAGAUUAAGAAUAGAUUGUUUCCUUGAUAUAGGAUAGCAUCUUGAUAAUAUAUGAUAUGGCCAGGCUGCAUGUGUAACGUGUUGCCAUACUGAUUGAUGCCGGCGUACCUCAUCUGGAGGUAUCACCUACUUAUUUGUGUUAAGAUUAGUGUCGGCCGCAUCAUGAUAUCAUUUUGUGCAAAGUGUCACUGUACCCCCAGUGUUUAUACUACUGAUGCAUUUCAGUCCCACCAUGAUAUUAAGGUGUCUUAAAUGUGCCUCUUUCUUAUCCAAAUCGGGCAGCAUGAGCUCAAAGAGCAUGAAGCAAAGACAGGCAUGGGUACUCAGGCCCUCAUAUACACACUACAGAUACCUGAAUUCGCAUCGGCAGCAUAAGCAUUCGUUGACCUUGUACAUAGUUUUCAUAUUUAACCCUAGAUUGCCAUCAAUGUCUUGUGCCAUCAAUAGAGAGUGGUUUGAUCACUUUAUUGUCCCCACCACGAAGUGGAGCGGGGGAUAUAGGUGCUGAGUUUGUCCGUCCGUCCGUCCUCUUUUCAAAGGGGACAAGUCUUCUGAAAAACUAUUUAAGUCACCCAAAUGAAAUUUUUACACGCUGAUGUUACUGUUCAUGAUCUCAAAAUUCAUUUUUUUACAGAGUUAUAGCCCUUGCUCCGUGCUUUUUAACUUAGUGCAUACUGCGUUAAUUGGGGACAAGUUUCUCAGAAACUGCUGAAGUUACUUGAAUGAAAGUUUGCAUUCUUAUCUAAGAGAUACUUGUCAAGACUGAGUUCGAAAAUUGGUCCUGUCAUUAAUUUUUUUACAAAGUUAUGGCCCUUGAUCCAUGUAAUUUGACUUGGUGCAUAGUGUCUGCAAUGGGAACAAGUUUUCUCAGAAACUACUGAAGUUAGCUUAUCUAUGAGAUACUUAUCAAAACUGAGUUAUUUUUUUCCAGAGAAGGGGCCUUUUGUGUGUAUAAUUGUCACAUUUAAUCAUUUUUCCUGAUGACAUAAAGUGUCUUAUCUCUUGUUAAGGCUUUAUAGGACUCUUGGUUAUAGUUCACAACUAUAUGAACAACAAAAUUCUAAUGUGCCCCUUGGGAGGGUAAUAGUGAUAACGCUGUUUUCUUGUUCAAAAUGUUUUGGUGAGGCCAUGGAAAAGAAAUGUUUCAUCCAAGUCAUCAUGCUUCUUUCAAAUUUUCUCCUGUUGUGUAAGUAAUACAGUAUACAGAAAGAGAUGAAUAACAGUCCCUGCUAUUUUUUAACAUGAUUCACCACCCACAUUAGUUUGACCUUGAAGCAGACCAUGAAACAUGCAGGGGAAAACCACCAUAGAAAUUGCUGUCCUAUGUAAUCAGUCAUAGAGUGCCUGAGCCACCGACACUAGGAGAAUGUGCUGCCAAUAUCGUAGAGCUGACUGGAUGAAAUUCAUUAAUCUUGAUUGUGUAGUUCAUGCUUCAGUCGGUGGCUGUCCUGAUUCCAUAUUUACACAGUUUGAUUGUGUUUAUCUGUUAUCCACUUUCCAGCGGUUGAAUGUCAUUCAUUAUAUGAACUUGCAGACACCCUCUUGGUGCGACAAAGGCUUGUUGAUGUGGUGAACAAUUUGUUUCUCACACUUUGACCUAUUAUUGUACAAAAUGUCAAAUUGCUUGGUGUGAGUGCCUUGUAAUCUAGACUUGUUUAUUGGAAUUUCGCGGAUGAAAUCUGCUGUAUAGGAAUUAUUGUAAAAAGUAUGUGAAUUAUCAUGAAAUGAAAAAUUGGACAUGGUGUGUGUGAAUCAAUGCAAUUGUUAAUGAUCUAAAGGGAACACGAUUUUACGGACAAUUUGUGUUUGUAUUUGUCAUGGCUGUACAUGACUAACCUUGCAUGAAAGCACUUCAACUAGGUGUUUAUUGUGGUUAGGUUGUGUGCUGUGUGUGAUUAGUACUACCUGUUUGCUUUAGAGAACAUACAGCAUCAUGUCUGAAAAUAAUUAGAGAAUAGGGAAAUACAUCGUAAUAAUCUGGUUUCAGUUCUUUCAGAAUUGACCUUCUUGUUGUUUUCAGAGGGGAAGAGCAAUUUUAUUUUUAUGCUUUUGCAAAUCAUGCACCAGCCAAGAUUGCAGUGUUUUGGGUGUCCAUAUACCCCCAGGGACCCCAGUUUUAGGUAUUUAAUUUAUAAAUCCUUUGCAAUGCAGAGCCAAGUUGAUUAUUCAGUUUCCUCAGUGUUUGGAAAUAUCUACCCCCACCCCCACAGAAGACAGAAUGAUGAGUCCCAUGGGACAGCCUUAUGCUACAAUAGAACAGAGUCCCUAUUCCCUGCACACACACCACAGGGAUAAACUGGGUAAUUUUAUUUGGUUUCUAGGUUAUAUAGGUGUAAGUGGGGAACGUCAGGGGCCUCUUUGGGCCUUCCUCCACAUGAUGUAGUGAGGAUCCUGGUAAUGUAGUAAUUUAAUUAGCUUGUGUAAGUCAUGUUAUUAUAUGUUCAAGUCUGUACCCUCCUCAGGCUGUGGUCCAAUAUUGUCUCAGCUUGUCUUACAAUGGGGAUAACGUGGUAUGUUCCAGUCUGUACCCUCCUCAGGCUGUGGUCUAAUAUUGUCUCAGCUUGUCUUACACUGGGGAUAACUUGGUGUAUUUUGUGGGCCCAGGCCUUAUGUAGCAGAGAAAGCCUUCCUAGUUUUGAUGCUGCUAUUAAAAAAUAUACUGCUCACAACUUAAAGAACACCCGCAAUUGACAGGCUGUGUUGCAAUACCCACCAGCCAUGACUGAUUUACUGUAGUCAUAUGAAAAGAUUGGGUGUUCUUUAACUUCUUUUGAGUAGUAUAUUAAGUCCAGUGCGCUAUUCCACAAAGUGGUCUUAGCGCUAUGAUUGUCACAAGUCUAUGUUAAAGGUAUGGAGUUAAGAUCGUCUUUACGCUAAGAUCACUUGAUGGAACAGCGCCAUGGGUCUUAUCAACUAUGCCAUGUACAAUGAGUAUGUGAUAUAUCCAUUAAAAUGGCAUAAACAUCCUGUGAAUAAAAUGUGAUAACAAUCGUCCUUCUUAUGCUAUUACACUGACAUAGUGUGUAUGUGUGCGAUUGAAGUGUUUUAUGUGAAUUCAGCAUGUUUCUCUGUAUGAUGUUCCAGACUCUGUGUCUUGAGUACAUCCACUUUGCCCAGUGCUCUGCGGUGAUACAAUGCCAUAUGUCAUUGCCUGCAGUUCAAAUCCCUUCACCAUUCUGAUUACACUAAGGCCCAAAAAAGUAAAAGAAAUGUUUUUUAUCAUAGUGUGGGUCUUUUUAACCUAAUUCCCGGUUCCUUAAUCGGCCAUUCAUAAUUUCCGCAAUUUAUAUUUUCAGUUAGAGUUAUCUUUCCUUUACGUUUGUGAUAUACCAUGUUACACUUUGCACAUAACUACUGCUGUUUGAUUAUUAGUUCAUGGAAUGUACUUUCAACACUUUGCUUGUCUUUUACUAUUGUUGAUAAAAUUCCCAAUUGACAGGUUUUUUUUAUUGCUACUAAGUCUGAAAACCCCAUUUGGCAAUGAAAUAAAUCCCAUUGUUUUCAUGCAUGUCCCACCAAAGAUAUUAAACUCACCACAACAGCAUGUUAAAGUAAUUGUUCAGACAUUGGUCAUCAUGACAUUAAAUUAUAUACAUAUAUUUUAUAAAUUUCUACCCAACAUAUGUCUGCACAAAAGGCAAAAAAAUAUUGAAAAGGCUUUCCUUUCUUUUCCCCUUUUUCGACCACCGAAGUUUUGAGAGAACAAAUCCAUCAACCAACUAAUUAAAAAAAAGCACUACAGAGAGUUCGACGUUUGUUUCUCUGACAAGACAUGGAAGUACUCUUAACAAAUAUAAAACAGAAAUUGUGCCCUUAACACUGUCUCAUUCACUGGACAUGAAGUGUCUCUGCUUUUGUAAGAUAUAUUUGGUCAUGUUACUUAGGCCCAUCCGACUGCAAUCAUAAUGUAUACCACUGAAAACAAGUUAAACUACCCCAAGCUCAUCUGUUAUGCUAUAAUCUGCUAUGAUUAACUACAGUAGCAAGAGAAUCAGAUGUUCUUUCACUUCUUUUGAGUAGUAAUUAUGAAAGUACUGUUUAACUUUCUGUAAUGCUUUGUAAUAAUUCUGAAUUGUAAAAGUCUCUAAAAAACUUUCUUUUCUUAUUGUUUUACAUGGUGUGACUUAAGGAGGUGAUUUUCUUUUUUCCCCAAUUUGAAAUGUCAAACAUUUCUACUUGUGUAAUGCUUUCUUGCUUGUUAAGGACAACAAGAAGGUGGUGUUACUCAACAUUCACUCCUUGCCUUUUAAUCUGCAGACAAUCAAAAUAUUAUUGACAUGUUCUUAGCUGAACGUUGGUUACUGCUUUCCACUCACACAGAAUUCAGUUAAUAGUGUUUGUUUCAAUGAUUUGUUUUCAUUGAUGAUGUUUCUAUAUUUUCUUAGCUGUUAGUGAUAAACAGUUUCUUUACAAAAAUGAAGUCCAUUUGAAUUAAUUAUUUUGUGAUUUCAGAGUGAGUGAGUUGGGUUUAACGCCGCUUUUAACAUUAUUCCAGUUAUAUCACGGCUUGUGAUUUCAGAAGCGUGACUGCAGAUAUUUAUGGAAUAAUAUUAGGAAAUGUUUCUGCUGAAUGAAAACAUUGCAUUCAUUGAGAGAUUCCUCCGAAAAUGUAUUUGUAAAAAUCAUAUAGUUCUCCUAAAAAAUGUGCAGUGAUGACUAAACGGCACACCUGUACUUAUUUACAUUAUAAUAUAUGUAUUCAGUCAGAUUGUAGUAUGAAGAUGUUGAGAAGAGAAAACAAUUCUUCUCUUCUAGUUUCCACCCUGAAAUAUAUUAAGGAUAAAACACGACUCCAAGGUUUUGGUUGAAAGUGUAAAACCACAAGCUCAAGGAACAUUAACAUGGAAUAGCUUGAUUUUUUGUGAAAAUCACAUUUUUUAGUUUUGAAUUUUUAUCAUAUCUAAUAUGUAAAAUGUGAAGCAAGAUAUUUGUGCUCUGUGUGAUAUUUGUGUACUGGAUUUUAUCAGGCUCAAAAUUGUUUUAUCCUCAAGGCACAAAACAAGUCAUGUCCAGUACUGAAUGCACAAGAAUGUUCAAUCUACAGCUACAAUGAUCAACAUCAUUAGCGCCAAAUGAGCCACACACUUGAAAUUCUCAGAUUAGGGGAGAAUGAUUGGCAGCAUUCUUUACCUGCUUCAUUACCAAUUGCAAAAGUCAAUAUUAGUGUAAGGUAAUGAUAAAAAAAAGGUAACUUUAUUUUUUUAUUAGAAUGGUAAAGCUAAGGACAAAAUGAAAAGGACAAUUUAGCAACACAUGCAAUGUUUCCCAUCCUUCUUCAUUCUCGUUUACUGUGGCAAAUAUUUCUCCAGAAGUGUUUGGCUGAAUAGCCAUGAAGGUCAAGUUCAAACUUCCUGUGGAUUAAUCUAAUUUUUCAAACAACUUUAUGUAUAAAGUCUGAUGUAAUCAUUGGAUAGAUAACAAAGUUAACAGUGUAGAUUUUAGCCUUUGAAAUAAUGUAGCCUGUGCACGUAGGACAGGACAGAUCGGCAGUCAAUUGUACAUAGUGUGCUCACUCUCUAAGUUAUUAUGAUCUUUCAGUUUCAGCUUCAUUUUUAUUUAGAGUUGACAUAGGUGAAUAUGUUGAUUUUUUUUUUUGGAAGUGUUUGUGACUGGUUUCAAUGUAUGUAUGAUCACGACUAAGGUUUGUUGGUUGGAAGAUCAACUGACUUUAAGCCUUGUAACAUCAUUGCAUUUAUGAAGUGUGAAAUAAAUAUAUGCUGAGUGCA